Molecule: messenger RNA, 5504 nt
Organism: Vespula vulgaris
Lineage: Eukaryota; Metazoa; Arthropoda; Insecta; Hymenoptera; Vespidae
Product: cytosolic endo-beta-N-acetylglucosaminidase-like
Exons: 9
Coding region: 3541-5346 (601 amino acids)
Biological process (GO): protein deglycosylation
Cellular component (GO): cytoplasm
Molecular function (GO): mannosyl-glycoprotein endo-beta-N-acetylglucosaminidase activity
Source: RefSeq, a predicted model, not a curated record
AUUUCUUUCUUUCUUUUCUUUUCCUUCUUUUCUUUCUUCUUCGCAGUAACGCCUAGCGUCGACUUUUUCUAAGACCCUUUACGACUCGUAACGAUCAAGCGAGAUCGUUACACAUCCGACGUCUUUUCCAAUUUCCACGAACUUCAAUCACCUGUUGUUAUUACUUUAGUCGGUCGUACCUAAUUUUUCUUUGGCAAGAAAAAAUGACGAAGGGCGCUUUGCAAAGUGACGGAAGACGUCCCCUGUUGGCAAAGAUUUUUAAAACGACACCGAAAGAAAACGAUACGACACCGAAGAAACGCCUUCCGUUACUUCGCAUGGAAAGAGCUCUUCUCUUUCCAAAUAGGAGACUUUCGGUACGUUUAGUGAUUUUUCGAGGGAUGUUUCCUGACCAAGUAGGAAAAUAUCUUUUGUAGGGAACGGCCUAUGAACGUAAUAAGAAGAAAAGGGAGAGGGAGAGAGAGAGAGAGAGAGAGAGAAGAAAACAAAGUAGGAAAUCGGCCUACACGAUAUUAAUCGAGAACGAAUUUCGUCAGGUAGCUGAGCGAAUACACUCGCGCUACGUGCAGAAAAGUCGACAUAACUCUCAUCUUUAUGGAUUACGCAUUUGUCUUUAUCUAUUACUCGGAUCGUCAUACCUUAGACAUUUUCUAGUCUAAACAUAUCGUAACUGUAUCUUAGUUGUAUCCAAAGUCAUCAUAUCCUAUUCAUAUUCUAGUCAUAAUCAUAGAUCACGCGAUAACUUUAAUUAUAUCGUAUUUCCCUUGCCCGGGAUGAGUGUAAAAAAAUUAUCGAAUUAAGAUACACGCAAGGCUAUACGCACUUGAGUCCAACGAAGCAGUAUUAUCUAUUUUUAUAUACGUAUUUUAUUUUUCAGUUCUAUAUUUUGAUUCGAUACUUUUCACGCGUACGAUGCAAUAGUCGCUGAUCGGUGCCAGGGACUUUGAUCGGUUUUGAUCUCUCUUCGUUCUCUUCUUUUAUCGAGAAGUAUAAAAAAAGGCGGCAUACGUUCGUCCGUACAUAGUAGCUAUAAGUUCCGACGAGGUUACAUUAUGUAUCGCGUAUAAUAAUUUUGGUGCUAACGAUUCGACCCUUGUGAAUCGUCGUCUCGUACUUGGCUACGAUUCGAUGAAACCUUGUAAAAAUCUUUGCCAUAUAACGUCUAUCGUUUAUAAAAUACAAUAAUCCGUGCUCGUAUAUAGCAGCAUUUUCAAAAUUCUCUCAAGUAGCGAAGCUGUUCUUGCUGUUUACAAGCGAUUCCAAUAUGUUUUAGGGACACCCUGUAUAUAUAUAUAAAUCCAUAUGUAGGUAUACGUAUACGUACGAUAGAAACCAUACCCAUUAUAAAAGGAACCAAGUAUCGAGAUACGACCUACGCGUUACACACGCACACGCACGCACGCACGCACGCACGCGCACGCAGCACGCACGCACGCACGCACGCACGCACGCAGAGGUAUUAAAAUAUAUGUAUAUAUACUUGCGAAUAAAUAGGCGUAGAUAACUUUAGUUCGAUAGAAUUUGGAUGUCGUAUACUUUUUACAAAUGAGUUUUUAGAGUAUUUCGUUUGACCGUGUUGAGGAUUGCUAUCAAACGGUCCCUAUUCCGCAAAGAUUAUUUAGAAGCAAGGAAUCGUUCGUUGAAACUUUCGACGGUUUCGACGGCAAGGCACAGAAAAUUUUCUUCCGAGCGUACGUGUGCGUUAUAUGCGCGCCUAUGUGCACGUUAUACGGACGUGCCUCCACACACGGAUACGGCGAAUCCUAUGAAGAGUUAACGGACUACGCGUUGGAAAAGCUAAUUGCGAAAGAAAAUGGCCAGAAAAGGGGCUACGAUUACGUAAUAUAUUUAGGAACGACGGGAGAGAACAUUACCUAUAGGUAGUCGUAUUAUUAGGUAGACUCCAAUGUGAUAUAUACACGCGAAAGAUAACUUUGUCUAAGAGUUUACAAUACUUUUGAAAGGCCUGACCUUUCAUCGGGCUCGUUAGGAAGAAACUUAGAAAACGUGGCGUGUACUACGAGUAACGAAAAAACCUCUGUAUCCUUCGAGCGAAAUUUUGGCCAUGUCGCAUUUUCUAUUAAAACGACGAAUAUAUCCAUCGAUCGUGCAUUCCGAUUGCUCGAAAACAAAGAAAGAAGAAAAGAAACGUUGUUUUUGCGAAACAACGAUUGGAACGCGAUAGGACCACUAACCAAAAUGUUCUCGAAUCGUACAGAAUCAACGAAUUAACUACAUAGAUCCGCGCAUGCAACAACUUUGAUUCUCGUUAGGAUACUUUUAUUCGACUAUCUUUUAAAUAACUUUAAAGACACGAUGCUUCGCGUUGUCUCUGAGCUGUCUCCUUUGCCUUUAUCAAUCGUUGUCGUCGACGUUGCUUUCUUCCGUAUCGUGAUCCACGAAAGGUUAGUUCGUUGUAAACGCCUAUUACGGAUUUUAGACAAUCCAUAUCUCUUGUUCCGCAAAGGCUCGAUGAGAACAAGCAUGAGGAUUCGAGGAAAGGAGGGAGAGGAGGGAUAGAUAGAUUUGUAAUAUAAUUUAGUUGCGAAUCGCGGUGACGUGCCACGGGACCAUCGACGAGGAACGAAGGAUGUCGCGCAUUGAUUUUCCGUUAGUUUUUAUAUUUAAGUAACGAUCUCGUACGUCUUCCAACUUUCCCACACACAGUUAUGUCCACCUUGACGUUCGUGGGAUCUCCUGUCUUCUCAAAAACAAACGAUUGUUGUUCGAAUAAAGGAGAAUCUUACGAUCACGACUUUUUUCUUACCAAACUCUCUCGCAUUCCUCUUUCGUACUCCUCGCAAGAAUCUGGAAAAAUCUUUUAAACGUUAAAAGCAAGUACUUUCGUUCGCGACUCGUUUCGGUCGAUCUUUCAGCUUUCGUCUUAGCUCUUUGUUUUACAAGAUGGAGCUAGUGACGGUGUCGAGAUUCACAAAGAUCGCCGGUAAAUUUCUCAUCGUGGAAUAUGUACGAUUUUAUCUUUUAUACGUUUUUUCGUUUCCACUUACGCGUAUCGCGUCCAAGCACCCAACGCGAUACGUACAUAUAUAAAUGUAUAUAUAUAAAUAUAUAUAUGUAUAUUAAGUAUAUAUAAAUAUAUAUACGAAUAUAUAGAUAUAUAUAUAUAUACGUAAGUACGCAUGUACGCGUCGACGUACGAAGGCAUAUACGCAGAAAAUGCAAGCGGUUGGGCAGGGCGCGUCUGACGAGUUUAUCAGCGAUGUGCAGUUGUCACGAAGCGUUCUUAUCGCUAUACGGGAUGCGUGUCGUCAAACGCGACAUUGGCUUCCUUUAAUUCACGUGGUUGGAUAUACAGCGAUAACGCGAAAGGUUUGCAGCUGUUAGAUAAUGACUCGACAAUAUUUCUCGUGGGGAUAUGCAAAUGUUUCAUUUGUUUCACGAGUUAUCGGCAUCAGAUGCGUAUAAUCGAGUUUCUGAAACAUUUUUUCCGGUGUACUUGAAACGCCGGAAAGACUUAAAUAGAGAAACAUAUAAAUUGGCCAAAGGACUUUACGUUUGGAAAGAGCUCGGAACGCAGAGAUGGAAGGAAGUCAAGAAUCCUCUCCGUUCCGCAACCUUGUGGAAUUGUACGACGGUUUGGAAAAUUUGACGACGUGGCCUAGAGUGACACCUUUGAGAGAGUCGACCGAAUACGUUUACGAAGGGCACGAGGUACGUUACUCUGGAUCGAGAUUGAAGAAAGUUGGCAAGGAUAAAGCGCCAAGGACGUUGCUUUGUCACGACAUGAAAGGCGGUUACCUGGAAGAUAGAUUCAUAAAUGGCUCUAAUUCGAACGAGGAGUAUCUAUUUUAUCACUGGAGCGUCGUAGAUACGUUCGUUUACUUCAGUCACUAUUUUGUGACCAUUCCACCUUACGGAUGGAUCAAUGCAGCUCAUAGCCACGGAGUAAAAGUGUUGGGUACGGUGAUUACGGAGCAUGCCGACGGUGGGGUCAUUUGGAACCUAAUUUUGCGGACCAAGGAAAGCGUGAAACGUUUCGCAAACGCGCUCGUUCACGUAGCAAAAUUUUACAAGUUCGAGGGUUGGCUACUGAACGUUGAAAACGGUAUUAAACCCGAAGAGAUCGAUAAUCUCGUCUACUUUGUAAAGUAUUUGAGCGAUCGUAUUCACGAAGAAAUUGUUGGCUCCGAAGUGAUAUGGUACGACAGCGUGAUCAACACCGGAGAAUUGAAGUGGCAGGACGAACUUAACGAGAAAAAUAAGGACUUCUUCUUAAGUUGCGACGGAAUAUUUUUAAACUACAAUUGGACGGACUCGCGGUUGAUCAACAGUCGUAAUCUCGCAAGAGAUCUCGAACGAGACAUUAAGGACGUUUACGUGGGCCUGGACGUUUGGGGCAGGGGCUGUCCUGGCGGCGGCGGUUUCAAUUCUGCUCAUGCACUCGAAAGGAUACGGAAACAGAAUCUAUCGGUUGCCAUUUUCGCUCCAGGUUGGACGCACGAAUAUUUCGGGCCCAAAACGUUCGGACAAUUGGAGGACAUGUUUUGGGCUCAACUCUUUCCUUUCCUAUACGUUCAUAUUCCGAUCUACGACAACGAAAGAUUCAACACGUCCUUUUGUCGCGGCAGUGGCUCGGCCUACUAUCGUCGCGGUAUAACGCAGCACGAGGUGUUCGACGAGAAGCCGUUCUACAACUUGUCCAUGCAAAAAGUGCAAAUCUCCGUGGCCGUGCCGCUUUUGAAGAUUUUGGGCUUCGCGGAAGAAAAGCCCGUUGACGACGACGACGACGACGACGACGAAAGCUCUUCGAAGAAAGAAGCUCUUUACGUCUACGAAACCGAAAAGAGUUACGUUCGGGUCUUGGGCAACGUGGCGAGUUUUCAACCAAAAUCUUUACCCACGAGCGCGAAUUAUUUCGAAUUUUGCAAUGAAUAUUCGUACGAGGGAGGAGGCUGUCUUAAACUGAUAACAGGGAAUCCUCGCGAAUACCACAGAUUAUUCCUGAUAUACGUCGAGUUCGACCAAAGCAUUCAAGGAUCCGUCGUUUACAAAGCAGAAGAAGCUAGCACGGGAACGAGCUCGACGAUCGACGAACCUACCUUGUUAUUGGCCAAUGACUCGGGCACGAAGUCCAUCGUGCCGUACGAGACGUUCGAGUUGAACGCGAGUUGGAGAAAGUGCGUCUACCUGACCGACAUGAGGACCGUCAACGAGAUCGGAGUGAAGUUCUCCAGAGAGGGUAGUCGUUACUUGGGGGAGAUCGUUUUGGAAGGGAAGCGUCGACGAUACGACGAUCGUUGCGAGUCGGCGGACUGUGCCAACCGGAUCAGCGACUACACCGUGUCUAUUGACCUUUCCCGAGCGAGCCAGCAACGCAACGAGUAAUACCACGUCGAUGUAAGAGUGAGAUCGGGAAGGGAGAAAAACCGAUAGAAUCGAAUUGCGAAUCGCCGUCAUCGCCGAUUUCUCGAGUCGACGAAUGGAUAUGUAAGCGAGAAGGCGCAAGACAGUCGAAAAGAUCGAUAUAAGGGUGGGGCUGGGAG